Messenger RNA from Alligator sinensis (Chinese alligator), 2089 nucleotides. It is a transcript of the gene HGS, whose product is annotated as hepatocyte growth factor-regulated tyrosine kinase substrate. Gene Ontology annotation, molecular function: ubiquitin binding; phosphatidylinositol binding; metal ion binding. Lineage: Eukaryota; Metazoa; Chordata; Crocodylia; Alligatoridae. The transcript has 19 exons. The coding region runs from base 134 to 2089 and encodes 651 amino acids. The record is from RefSeq and is a predicted model, not a curated record.
GGGAAUCCCUUCCGCGCCGGGGGCUGCGCCGAGCCGCGCUGACGCUGACAGGUUGUGCGAUGCCUUUGCAGAUAAAGCCACGAGUCAGCUGCUGCUGGAGACGGACUGGGAGUCCAUCCUGCAGAUCUGCGACAUGAUUCGUCAGGGCGACACGCAGGCUAAAUACGCAGUCAGUGCCAUCAAGAAGAAGGUCAAUGACAAGAAUCCACACGUGGCCCUGUAUGCGCUGGAGGUCAUGGAGUCUGUGGUUAAGAACUGUGGCCAGACAGUCCACGAUGAGGUGGCCAAUAAACAGACCAUGGAGGAACUGAAGGAAAUUCUCAAGGUGGAAGCAAGUGUCCGCAACAAGAUCCUGUAUCUGAUUCAGGCCUGGGCUCACGCCUUCCGCAACGAGCCCAAGUACAAGGUGGUGCAGGACACCUACCAGAUCAUGAAGGUGGAAGGUCACGUCUUUCCGGAAUUCAAGGAGAGCGACGCCAUGUUCGCAGCAGAGCGGGCUCCUGACUGGGUGGAUGCUGAGGAGUGUCACCGAUGCCGAGUGCAGUUUGGGGUCAUGACACGGAAGCAUCACUGCCGGGCAUGCGGGCAGAUUUUCUGUGGGAAGUGCUCCUCCAAGUACUCCACCAUCCCCAAGUUUGGCAUCGAGAAGGAGGUGCGGGUGUGCGAGCCCUGCUACGAGCACCUCAACAAGAAAGCCGAGGGCAAAGCUGCUGCCACCUCUGAGCUGCCCCCUGAGUACCUGACCAGCCCCCUUUCGCAGCAGUCCCAGCUGCCCCCAAAGCGUGAUGAGACAGCCUUGCAGGAGGAGGAGGAGCUCCAGCUGGCCAUUGCCCUCUCCCAGUCGGAGGCUGAGGAAAAGGAAAGGAUGAGGCAGAAAACCACCUACUCCAUUUACCCGAAGGCGGAGCCCACGCCGAUCACCUCGUCAGCCCCCCCAGUCAGCACCCUCUACUCCUCCCCUGUGAACUCCUCUGCUCCGUUGGCUGAGGACAUUGACCCCGAGCUGGCUCGGUACCUAAACCGCAACUACUGGGAGAAAAAGCAGGAGGAGGCCCGCAAGAGCCCCACCCCAUCUGCGCCGCUGUCCCUCACGGAGCUGAGCAGCCAGCCUGGAGAAGUCCACACUGCCCCACUCAGCCUAGUGGAGCAGCAGUACCAGAAUGGGGAGUCAGAGGAGAACCACGAGCAGUUCCUGAAGGCGCUGCAGAACGCCGUCACUACCUUUGUCAAUCGCAUGAAAAGCAACCACAUGCGAGGCCGCAGCAUCACCAAUGACUCGGCCGUGCUCUCCCUCUUCCAGUCCAUCAACAACAUGCACCCACAGCUUCUGGAGCUGCUCAACCAGCUGGAUGAGCGCAGGCUGUACUACGAGGGCCUGCAGGACAAGCUGGCACAGAUCCGGGAUGCCCGUGGGGCCCUGAACGCGCUGCGUGAGGAGCACCGCGAGAAGCUGCGUCGGGCGGCUGAGGAGGCAGAGCGCCAGCGCCAGAUCCAGCUGGCCCAGAAGCUGGAGAUCAUGAGACAGAAGAAGCAGGAGUACCUGGAGAUGCAGCGGCAGCUGGCCAUCCAGCGGCUGCAGGAGCAGGAGAAGGAGCGGCAGAUGCGCCUGGAGCAGCAGAAGCAGACGAUCCAGAUGCGGGCCCAGAUGCCAGCCUUCUCCCUGCCCUAUGCCCAGCUCCAGGCUAUGCCGCCUGCGGGAGGGGUGAUCUACCAGCCCUCUGGCCCCACCAGCUUCCCUGGCACCUUCAGCCCAGCAGGCUCCGUGGAGGGCUCCCCCAUGCACAGUGUGUACAUGAACCAGGGGGGCACCGGGCCCUACACUGCGAUGCCUGUCGCAGGGACAGAUCCCGGCAUGGUGAGUGCCUACCUGUACCAGGCCGGCACGGGAGGCGGGCAGGCCACGCAGCAGGGACAGGCAGUGCCCACCACAACCCCCGCCUACUCCUCCUACCAGCCCACUCCCACGCAGGGCUACCAGAACGCGGUCUCACAGGCCCCGCAGUCGGGCACCAUGGGCUACAUGGGCAGCCAGUCGGUGUCCAUGGGCUACCAGCCCUAUGGCAUGCGGGCCUUGCCCAUGGUGGAUUAG